CUUCCAACAAUACUAGUAGUAAUAGUCAACUUCUCGCCGUCAGGACAUUUCAUAACACCAAUGAAACAUUCUUUCUUGCACGCUUGCAAUAUCACUUUUAGAGACCUUUGUAAUUAGAUUGAUGAUAGACUUGAGUUUUCAGGGGAAUUCACAGAUAGGGACGCUAGUUCAUAUACGCGUGCGUGUAGAUGCUGUCAACACCGACAAAAUGGCGUCCUCCCCAUUGCAGAUCAUGCGGCAGGUCAUGCAGCAUAUUUCUAAAACAAAGGGGUUCGACAGGGUUAUGAAUAAGGUCCAGGUGGUGUCAGCUGAACCAGGGAAGUGUGUGUUUGAGAUGAAAGUUGCUGAGGAACAUCUCAACUUACCGGGGGACUCUUCACGGAGGCUUAACGGCGACCUGGUGGAUGGUUUGACGACGUAUGCCCUUCUGUCCAUGGAGGGGGGAAAACCAGGAGUGAGUGUGGACCUUCAUGUCAGCUAUCUGAAAGCAGCCAAACCAGGGGAAACCAUCACCAUUGCUGCUGAAGUGUUGAAAAUGGGAAGGACUCUUGCCUACACCACAGCACAAAUCAAGAAUGAACAGGGAGAUGUCAUCGCACAAGGCCUACACACCAAACAUGUGGGAAACUGACACAUAGGGGACUGAAUAGUAGUGCACAGAUACUGCAGAAUGAUAUGAUAAUUGGCAUUGUACAAUGUAUAUUUGUGAUAAGGUAUAUGAUUGCAUACACAUUAUUUAUGACUGUUAGUUUUGGCAACCAUUCUCCCUCAGACAUGAUUAUAGUAAUGUUGUCAAAACAUGACAAUGUGCAAUUCUUAGACCAGACCACUUUAAUUUAUUGGUUCUUGGAUUUUGAAGUCUAGGCAUCCUAUUAUAGCCCCAAAUGCUACGAUAGGAGCCAUGAAGUCAGGAUAAAAGGCUGGGUUAAUAUUUAAACAAUAAAUUUUGAACUUUUAAUGAAACCACUGCAUUGAUAGAUGGAAAAACUGUAACUAUAGGAAGAAGAGGACUUUCCUCAACUGUUGAGGGUCAAAUAUGACCAUAUUUGAGUUGAUUUAGAACCAGAAUUUUUUUUUUUUGCAAAUCAGAAAAAAAAAUGAAGAGGCAAAUCCGAGAACCAACAAAUUAAAUUGGUGUGGCCUUAAGUUUAAAAAAAAGUAAAAAAAGUUUUCAGACUCAGAACACUAUUCACAGCAAACAUCAUGAUUGUUCGUCCUGGCCACUGUUGUACAUAGGUAUUAUCUUCAUACACUGUUACAUACUAAAUUACAUGAAACAACAUACUUUACAUACUUUUGUCACAUACAUUACCAAGAAUGGUCAUACACACAAGGGUUUAGAUGUUUUCAGAUGUGUCCAUGCAGGAAUUAAAGUUUUUUCUGGUUUUGAUUAUUGCUUCUCUCUUUGGCUUUAGAUUGAUAAUACAAUGUGUAUUUAACAAGAAAACCUGCCUAUGAAUAAGUUCACAGCUUAUGAGAUUGAGUACAUGGUUCCUCUUAGAACAACAAAAAUGCAUAAAAUACCAGGAGAAACAAUUAUAAAUCACAACCCAUGUUUAUUGUCUUGGCUAGCUGUGCCAAUACACAUUCCACUGUAGAAAUAAAUUACGUACUCCCCAUGGCCCCACGAGGUGAAAUUGUCUCCCAAGUACUACACUUGUCCAUGAUCAAGAACCCAAUUCAAACACAUUCAUGGUGAAAGUGGUGCAACAGAGACUUUGGUCCAUUCUUAUAGUAGCAUCAAACAAACUCCAUUGGCCAAAUAGUUGUUCUUUUUCUUGUACCACCAAGAGAAACCUUUGUUUUUUUUAAAUCUGCAGGAACCAAACUUUAUCUUAAUGUAUGAAAGCAAACAUCUAUGUGUGGGUUUCUUGUAACACGUGACAAAUGACAUUGACAUGGAUGUAACCAUUCUGGACUGAAUCCAUAGUUGUACUUGUCCCUCUCUGUGGCACAAAAAAA
This is a messenger RNA of Branchiostoma belcheri (Belcher's lancelet), 1962 nucleotides long. Its product is annotated as acyl-coenzyme A thioesterase 13-like. Bases 122 to 631 code for a protein of 169 amino acids. NCBI's taxonomy places the organism in Eukaryota, Metazoa, Chordata, Leptocardii, Amphioxiformes, Branchiostomatidae. The transcript is spliced from 3 exons. The record is from RefSeq and is a predicted model, not a curated record. Gene Ontology annotation, molecular function: fatty acyl-CoA hydrolase activity.